Athalia rosae (coleseed sawfly) is the source of this 1189-nucleotide messenger RNA. It is a transcript of the gene Pef, whose product is annotated as peflin. The record is from RefSeq and is a predicted model, not a curated record. The transcript has 4 exons. Bases 174 to 731 code for a protein of 185 amino acids. Gene Ontology annotation, molecular function: calcium ion binding. NCBI's taxonomy places the organism in Eukaryota, Metazoa, Arthropoda, Insecta, Hymenoptera, Athaliidae. Gene Ontology annotation, biological process: COPII vesicle coat assembly.
GUCGCAGUGCAGUCAAGUGAAAAAGUAGUGGUGGAACGUGUAUCCUUAUGACUUCAAUAACCACUGAUUUUCCAAAUUAGAACUGGCACUCGAGCCGUAUUUAUAGUAUACGAAGGGAUUAUAGUAAUUCCGAAGAAGAAAUACCUUCUGAUUUUCUGACCGUGUACUUCAACAUGGCUUACUCGGGUGCAAAUUUUGGUUCAACGCAAGGUGCUCUCCAGAUCAAUCCAGAGGUACAGCAGUGGUUCACAGCGGUGGAUCGGGAUCGAAGCGGUCGAAUAUCUGCCACCGAACUUAAGAGCGCGUUGGCUAAUGGACAAGGAAGGAGCUUUUCUGAUACUGCUUGCAAACUUAUGAUCGGAAUGUUUGACAAGGAUAAAAGAGGAACGAUAGAUGUAGAAGAAUUUCAAGCUCUCUUUAAUUAUGUGAAUGCCUGGCUAGGUGUGUUUCGUGGUUUUGAUCAUGACAAUUCUGGGAGUAUCCAAGAAAAUGAGUUGUCAGCUGCAUUAACGCAGAUGGGUUAUAGAUUCAGUCCUGAGUUUAUAAAAUUCCUUAUAAAGAAGAGCGACUUCAAUCAACAUGAAUCAAUAAGUGUUGACCAGUUCAUUGUCGUCUGUGUGCAGAUUCAGAGGUUUACUGAGGCUUUUCGACAAAGAGAUUCUGCUCAGACUGGAACAAUAUCCAUCGCCUUUGAAGACUUUCUAAGUGUAGCACUAUCCUGCAAUGUUUAGUUCAUGUUUGAUGAUACUUCAGAGGUUUAAUUUCAUUACACUUGCCUUUUUGAAGCCUAAGCUCGACAAUAUGUUAUUUGUGUGAGACACAAAGAGUUUUUAAUCAUGUGCAAAGAUCAUAGGAAAUAGUAUUAUUGUUAUCUUUAUUAUUAAUAUCAUUUUAUCUGGUAGCGAUAUAUAGUAUAACAAAUAUUUGUUAUAGAAUUACUCCAAUUCAUGUUUUUAGAUAUGUUGUUUGCAUGCUCUGUUUCAUGGAAACAGCGCAGUAUCAGAAUACCGAAAAAAUUUCACUCUAGUAACUUUUUAGCACUGUUACGAAUUUCCAAAAAUUUGGAAUAAUCUUACAAACACUUUUGCCCUUCAAUUGGAAUCUAAGUUUAAACAUUUUUUUAGACUGUAAUUUUUAUGGUUCUUUUGAAUAAAAGUGAACACCGAAAAAUAAAUUCAUUUCAACAUGA